CCUCACCAGUAUGGCGCUACGCGCUCAAACAUUAACAUUUAUCGUAAUGUCGGUACUGUAAACAUACAUUUGUUUAAUGUGUACUCAUGAUCGUGGGUUGCGCGCGAAUUUUCAAUAAGUUAUUUACAACAAUAAGACUUGAAAAAAAUUUUGUUGAUGAUAUUCAUUAAUAGUUUUUCGUUUGUUCGUUUAGUUACAAAAUAUUGGAUUGUUUGGUUUUAAUGUUUGCGAAUGAAAGACAUCGAGAAUCUAAGUCAAAUGUGGACACGGUUGUUACGAGCUCGUGCUCAUUAGCCUAGAGAAUAAGUGUGAAAAAAGUUAACAGACAACUAUUAAAAUUUGGUUGUUAAAUUAGAUUAAUCCCGAUAAAUUAAUUCAGGAGUUGAUUGUAACAGAGUGAGAACGGGUAAUUAACAUAAAUAAAUAGGGAUGCCUGGAUAAUUAAUAGAGGAUCGUAGAACUAGCAACGAGAGUUGCUGCUUAGUUGUAGCAUUGACCUCCCACGAGGCUUAGUGGGACAUAGCGGCGGUGGUGUGAACAGUAAGCAAGAUGGCAUGCCCAUUCUCACGUGGAUUCACCAGGACCAAAUUGGAAAGUGAUCGCGAAGGGUGUGAUGACGAAGGCUCCAGUGGGAGGAAAUUUAGCAAUGAUUCUAUUGGGAAACUGCCCUGUAAAAGUGAGAGGUUCAGAACUUGCAGACAAUCCUCCAUUCAAAUCACCUCAUCGCUACUAGGAGAGGAGAUCGACGAUCAAGAAGACACUCAGACUCUUAAUCUCAAACAUCUCAGAGCUGCUGUCCUCAUUCUUACUAAACCAUCGAAUGAAGUAAUAGCUGUCGCCCUAAGUGCUCUUUUGAGUCAGAUUGAAAUUCCACUUUCAACUUCCAUGUCGCUAGAGAAAUUACUCUACAACGUUGACUGUGAAGAGAACUACAAUUUGCUUGAGGAUAUUUACGAGACCUUAAACUAUGAUUGCGAUAUCGAAGUGAACGUGAUUUUGGAUCACUUGGGUCAGGAAUUAAUUUCAACAGCCUGCGUAGGUCUACUCGAACGUGCAUUUCGAUGUCUCGGAAAUGACCUGAAAGCAUUUUUAACGACACUCGACGGCGUGAAUGAUGUGGUACAACAUCAAUCUGGUACAAAUACAGAAGCUGAAUUUGUGUGUAUGGCUACUCCGGAUGCAGUCGAGCUUCAUUUUACGACUGAUCAUCCCUCCAUUGCUUAUUUACUCGCCGGUAGCCUCAAAGGCAUCGCUCGCCAAUUUUAUAAUGACAAAGCUGAUGUUUAUAUUCUUCCUGAUCCGUACAACACAAAAUUUUUUAGGUAUCGAAUCACACCAGAGCGCUACGAGUACAUGGGCACAACACGUGACGAUUCUAGUGAAGUCGUAGCUCCAGAAACCCGAAGAUUGUCCGAAAAAGCAGUUGAUCUACGGAUGGGAGUAGCGAGUUUUUGCAAAGCAUUUCCCUGGCAUUUUGUUGUGGAUCGAAAGCUUGAAAUAGUGCAACUUGGGGUCGGGUUCAUGCGCAUCUUCGGUCAUAAUCUCAAUAGACUUGGUCGUGAAAUAUCGACGUAUUUUGUAUUCACGCGACCUCGUGGUGUUACACUUACAUUUCAUGAGAUUUUAAAACGUGCGAAUACACCCUUUGUAUUGGCACUGCAGAAGCCACCGGGUGCUGAUAAAUUUCCGGCUGAGGGACUGGAAUUGAAGGGUCAAAUGGUGUACUGUUCAGAAUCAGAAUCAAUUUUAUUCGUCAGUUCGCCGUUUCUCAAUGGCCUGGACGGUCUCACAGGACGAGGUCUAUUUAUUUCGGACAUUCCGCUUCAUGACGCCACAAGGGACGUCAUUUUAGUUGGCGAACAAGCUAGGGCUCAGGACGGGUUGAGACGACGUAUGGACAAAUUGAAAAGUUCUAUUGAGGAGGCUAACCGUGCUGUCGACGCUGAGAGAGAAAAAAAUGUUAGUUUACUACAUCUUAUAUUUCCACCUGAUAUAGCUAAACGACUUUGGCUCGGCGAAACGAUCGAGGCAAAGACCUACCCGGAUGUUACGAUGCUCUUCAGUGAUAUAGUAGGAUUCACCGCAAUAUGCUCCACCGCCACACCAAUGAUGGUUAUCAAUAUGCUACAGAAUCUAUACGAACGUUUUGAUCAGUAUUGCGGUCAAUUGGAUGUCUAUAAGGUCGAAACAAUAGGGGAUGCUUACUGUGUCGCUUGCGGUUUACACAGAAAUACGAGCACACAUGCGCAACAAAUAGCCUGGAUGGGUUUAAAAAUGAUCCAGACAUGUUCCAAACAUUUGACACACGAAGGAAAACCCAUUAAGAUGAGAAUUGGAAUUCAUACUGGGAUGGUACUAGCUGGAGUAGUUGGUAAAAAGAUGCCAAGAUAUUGUCUCUUUGGACACAACGUCACUAUUGCUAACAAAUUUGAAUCAACUAGUGAGCCGUUGCGGGUCAAUGUCAGUCCAACAACUUAUGAACAUCUCAUCAAAACACCAGGAUUUAUCCUAGAAAAAAGAUCUCGAGAUAAUCUUCCGAAAGAAAUUCCAUCAAGUGAACCAGGCACUUGUCAUUUUCUCAAUGGUUAUCGCCAUCCAGGCGUCGAUGAAAGUAACCCACUGGAUGCUCAUAUUCAAGCAGCCGUUACAGAGUAUGAUAUUACUUGUGGCAUGUAGAUAUAAUAAUAAUAAUAAUAAUAAUAAUAAUAA
This is a messenger RNA of Cotesia glomerata, 2709 nucleotides long. It is a transcript of the gene Gycalpha99B, whose product is annotated as head-specific guanylate cyclase. NCBI's taxonomy places the organism in Eukaryota, Metazoa, Arthropoda, Insecta, Hymenoptera, Braconidae. Gene Ontology annotation, molecular function: guanylate cyclase activity; heme binding. The record is from RefSeq and is a predicted model, not a curated record. Gene Ontology annotation, biological process: cGMP biosynthetic process; response to oxygen levels. The coding region runs from base 550 to 2676 and encodes 708 amino acids. Gene Ontology annotation, cellular component: guanylate cyclase complex, soluble. The transcript has 12 exons.